Ailuropoda melanoleuca (giant panda) is the source of this 1284-nucleotide messenger RNA. RefSeq names its product SPO11 initiator of meiotic double strand breaks (gene SPO11). Gene Ontology annotation, biological process: meiotic DNA double-strand break formation; meiotic DNA double-strand break processing; reciprocal meiotic recombination. Gene Ontology annotation, cellular component: nuclear chromosome. The record is from RefSeq and is a predicted model, not a curated record. The coding region runs from base 94 to 1284 and encodes 396 amino acids. Gene Ontology annotation, molecular function: DNA binding; ATP binding; DNA topoisomerase type II (double strand cut, ATP-hydrolyzing) activity. The transcript is spliced from 13 exons. NCBI's taxonomy places the organism in Eukaryota, Metazoa, Chordata, Mammalia, Carnivora, Ursidae.
CUGCCGGGGAGGGUGCGCUUCAGCGCCUGGCAGGGCCAUCGUGGGCGCCAGUGGGGUUCCUGCUCUUGGAGCUUUCCGUUGCUGUCGGCCCUCAUGGCCUUUGCGCCCAUGGGGCCCGAGGCCUCGUUCUUCGCAGUUUUGGACCAACACAGGGCUUCCCUGCUGGCCGCCCUGAGGAGAGGCGGUGGGGAGCCCGCGGGCGGGGGCACGCGUCUGGCCUCGAGUUCUGAGGUUCUUGCAUCUAUAGAAAGUGUUAUCCAAGGCAUCAUCACAAGCGUGGCAAGGAAUGAAGCACCUGCAUUCACAAUUGAAAAUAGAUCAAGCUGGGAAAAUAUAAAGUUUGAAGAUUCUGUGGGUCUUCAGAUGGUAUCUCAUUGUACCACAAGAAAAAUCAAAAGUGAUUCACCAAAAUCAGUUAAGAAUUUUGCCCUGAUUCUUAAAAUAUUGUCCAUGAUUUAUAAAUUAGUACAGAGCAACACUUAUGCAACCAAAAGAGACAUAUAUUAUACUGACAGCCAACUCUUUGGUAACCAGACUGUUGUGGACAAUAUUAUCAAUGACAUUUCUUGUAUGCUAAAAGUGCCGAGGAUGAGUCUACAUGUAUUAUCUACAUCAAAAGGUUUAAUUGCUGGCAACUUAAGGUAUAUGGAGGAAGACGGCACGAGAGUGCAUUGUACCUGUGGUUCCACAGCUGUUGCUGUGCCAUCUAAUAUUCAAGGAAUUCGAAAUUUAAUUACAGAUGCAAAAUUUCUAUUAAUUGUAGAAAAAGAUGCAACAUUUCAGCGACUCCUAGAUGACGACUUUUGCAACAGAAUGUCCCCAUGCAUCAUGGUUACGGGAAAGGGGGUACCUGAUCUGAACACAAGACUUUUGGUCAAGAAGCUGUGGGAUACAUUUCACAUUCCUGUUUUCACUCUUGUCGAUGCCGAUCCACAUGGCAUAGAAAUAAUGUGCAUCUACAAGUAUGGAUCUAUGGCGAUGUCUUUUGAGGCCCAUAAUCUCACAGUUCCAGCUAUUAGAUGGCUUGGUCUCCUCCCUUCCGAUAUUAAGCGGUUAAAUAUACCUAGAGAUACUUUAAUUCCGCUGACAAAACGGGACCAGAUGAAACUUGACAGUGUCCUGAAAAGACCUUAUGUUACUUGCCAACCAUUUUGGAGAAAAGAAAUGGAAAUAAUGGCAGAUUCUAAAAUGAAGGCAGAAAUUCAAGCUUUGACCUUCCUAUCAUCAGAUUAUCUUUCCAGAGUGUACCUACCUAACAAAUUAAAAUUUGGAGGAUGGAUAUAA